Molecule: messenger RNA, 12557 nt
Organism: Leptomonas pyrrhocoris
Lineage: Eukaryota; Euglenozoa; Kinetoplastea; Trypanosomatida; Trypanosomatidae
Exons: 1
Coding region: 2136-12557 (3473 amino acids)
Source: RefSeq, a predicted model, not a curated record
GCGAAUAACGCGCUGGAGGGAGGAUACUCCUUCUGAAAGCUUUUUGUAUCCACCUGUAUGCGCCUGUGCGUGUAUGCUCUCUGAAUCGCCAGUGAUCGUCUCAGUGCACACACACACAGAGAACAGAGGGGGUGCGUCCGCACUCGUCUCCUUUUGUUUUCCGUCCUUGACAGCAGCUGCGAGAACCGGCGACAGCGCCGUAGGUUGUACUAAUAGUAAAUGAAAAAUAGAAACGAGGUCAGACGACGAACGUUAUAUGAUACAUUGCAACAGCAAUAACAGCAACAAAAUAUAUUCAUUGCCAGUAAUUGCGCAUGCCGUCCUUCACGCUCACACCAUCAUGGGAGCCGCCCGCGAUGGUCCAGCGAGAGCUGUGGCAGCAGCAACAGCAGCAGCACCACGAGGCUGACACCACGCGACAAGAGACACCCAUCAUGGCACAGCGCCACUCUCCUCGGUCCAGCAGCGGCAGCGCCACCAGCAGCCCCGUCUCUUCUAUGGCGCCUUUACACGCCUUUCCUGCCUUCUUAAAUUCUGCCACGUCGCCAACCACCGCAGCUCCACACGCGGUGCUCGGCGGCGGCGUGGGGGGCUCUCAGCUGUACCCACCGCGGCACUGGCGGACACGCAGUGGCCCACGCGCCGUUGCGGUGCUCAGCCCAUCGGAGGCGACAUCGCCGCUGUCGCUCUCCGGCAGCCUAGGGCAGCUCGGUGUGCCGCCUCACACCCAGCCGGCGGUUCGUGUGGGACCGGAUUGGCGAGUGAGAGGCGUUGGCGGCUACGCAGGGGGAUUCUCUCCGGGCAACACAGGCGCGCCUGCCUUUCCCGCCCCGCCGCUCCCCGUUACUUCUCCAACAAGACGCAUCGGUAGCGACAGAGCGGUCGGUGUCGUCCCCGCAGCGGCGACGGCGCCUCCCGCGCCUCGACCGGUGCGAUCCGUCAGCACGGCUCCGACGCAGGAGGUGGCGCAAGGGAUGAGCGGUAGGGACACCUCCCCAGCCACGGGUGGGCGGGAGCAUCUAUCGCAGUCUGCUUUGAUGAGCACCGCCGCGCUUCUCAACGCAACAGCACAUGUGCAGUCCAGUGAUGGCGGACCGGCGAGAGAGGCGGCGGCCGAGCGUCGGCACGGCGAAGAACCGCCGCCAAGCAGGAAGAAUGGUGCUGAUCGAAGCGUACAGAGCUGCGUGGAAGGCGGCGGCAUGGGCCACUCUCUCCACGCGGACAACAGCGGCAGCGAAGGCAGACCAGCCGGAGAACACAUCGUAUCCAACGUGCAUCACGGCGGAGCUGCGACACUCGCGGCAGCCUCUACAACUGGAAAACGCAAGCGAUCCCCCAUUUUACCGAGUCUCACCGCUACUGCUGCUGCUGCAGGGACGCCAACAGAGCCGGCGUGGUGGGACUCCACCACCUCCCCUCCCUUCCUCAGCGUCUCGCGGCAUGCGCACUUCUCCGACCGCAGCGCGCACCGGAUCGGAACUGGCGCGAGCAGCAGCAACAGCGACACAAACAGCAGCGGACGACAACGCGGCGCUGCUCCGCCCGCCCACACGCGGCAUCGCCCUCGCCGACGCAAAGGCCGUCACCAUGCGAGCGAAGAAGUGGAGGGGGACGGGGGGAGCAGCGGUGGGAGGGGUGCGCGGAGCAGCCCGAUCUCGUUCUCCUCUACCUACUCCUCUUCUUCCGCCGCCGCUUCCGCUGCGGCAGCGGCUGGUGGAUCGUCGGCGAGUGGCUCGUCGUCGUCAUCGCCGUCUUCUUCUUUGGACGGCUGCUCGCCUCACUCGCGCGACGCCUUCCACUGCCUUACGAGAGACGCGGAAGACGAGGUCGAGGAUGCAGGACACACGCCGGCGUCAACAGGGUCUUGGCCCACUGGACAGGAUGCUGCUGCUGCCGCUGCCGCUCCGCAUGCAUUGAUGCCUCCACGAGAGGCAGAUGUGCGAGGCACGCACACGGAUGACGACGCGGUCCUCCUGUCCCUUGAAGCAUCUCCGUUGCAGCCACGAAAAGCGUUGCCACACGAGGGGUGGAGUCCACAACCGCACGCGCGACACGGAGAGGCGAAGGAGGAGGGGAGAAGAAACAAGCAGAUGCCAACGGCCGCCGUUCCAGACGCAAGGUCUGCCACCGUUGCCAUGGAAAGCGACAUCGAUAAGAGGGAAGCUCCUGCGGUGCCCUCAGACGAGCAGCAGCCACCGCCACCGCGGACCUCUUCCUUCUCUUCCUCUAGAGGAGGAAACUAUGUUGGCACUCUCGCUGCACCACACCCCGCCGACCCCGCAGCGCCACAGGUGGUGUCGCCGCUGUCCACCUCCCUCUUCGCCGGGCUGCUUUCGACGAGCGAGACCACGAUCCACACCACCACCACCACGUCCACCGAAGGGCAGACAGCGAACACGGCGGCCCCCACCGCCCUUUUCCCUUCUUACCUCAUCAACGUCGCCUCCGUGGCGCUGCCGCCGCGAGCCGUCGACCCCCCCACCGCGAUACAACCACAGCAGCAACAGCAGCAGCGUUCUGCACCGCGAACACCGCGCAGUGCACGCGAGGCGUUGCUGCUCAAGCACCUCCGCGUCGCCCUCACGGACGCCCACGGCGUGCAGGGACACUUGGCGGAGCUGCACGCGACCCUCUUCCCACGGCCGGCCGCGAUGGCAGCGGAGGCAGCGGAGGCAGCGAGGGUGCAGGAUGGCGCGGCCGACGCGGCGCCAGUGGCACGGAGCAACAACGCGACGACGACGACGACGAUGCUGAUGGCGCACGUGACGGAGGGAGCACCGCGCGAUAUCAACGCCACGCGCAACCCGUGCAACACUGAGCAGCAGCAACAGUUCACUCCUACGGUCAGCACGCCGCCCCACGGUGCGAGUGGAACGGGCAGCGUCACGGGAGACGAGGGAGCAACAGCAGCUCCAGCAGCGACGCCGACAGCUUCAGGCACCAUACCAACGAACACAGAAGCAGAAGGUGGCGCGGUGGUGGCGAAGGGUAGAGCACGCGCGCCCACCACAGAGGCAGAGGAAGAUGGCGAGGAGGAAUCGGGGGAAGAGGAGCAACCACCAAACACCGCCAGCUCCUCCCCAUUGGCCUUUCGCGUCAGAGGUCUCUACACGCCCUCACUAAACGGCUAUCGGCAGCAGCGACUAACGCGGCUGACGGAGCAGCACUUGCUGUCGCUCUGGCAGAACGCAAACGAGGCAGCCCGUAUCGUCUGUGGAAUGCCGCUGCAACACUGCAUACGCGCUGCCGUGGUGGAGGAGGUACCGCUCGUGCAACAGAAAACACUCGCGUCGCUGACCGACACCUUCGCGCAGUUCGUCAACUCCUCGCACCGGAGGACGGAAAAGGGCCGAUCCGCGUUGGUGCUACUGCCUUCGGAGCAACCGGCGCCGGUGGUGGACCAGCAGGCACCGCCACUCCCGGAGAGCACUGCUUCCGGACAGGCAGCCAUCACCGCGCUUGCAACAACCCCUUCAUCCCCGCCGCUGUCUCUCUUGAAGCCAGACGCAGCAACGUCGUUCUCCUCCCCGCCGAUGUGCGAUGUGGAACGUGCGGCACAGCUGGCCGAAUCGAACGAGAAAGCGACAACGCCCGUGACGCCGUCGAGCUGCAGCGUCACGGGCGUCCUGCCAUUCACGACCUUCAAGCGCACCUUGACAACGGCCACGAGUGACCAGGAUGACGGCUCUUGGUGGAUGAGCUCGCUUGCCCAGCGUCCUCAACACCCACCGCAGCAACAGCAGCAGUCUCAGCAGCAGCAGCAGUCGCACAGCAGCCGCUAUCGAAGUGGGAGCGCCAGAGGUGCGGCGGAGAGCCCUUCCCCGCUCAGCUCGCCGGCUUCUCGGACCACACCCACACCCACACCUACCACCGCACCCACGGCAACGGCCACGACGACGACCACUACCACCGCCACGCUCGCGACCACGACGUACUCCUCCCGCUCCGCGGCGACCGACGCUACGAGUCGCUCGCACAACAUAGGGGGAACGAUCCUCGUGUGGCCCUGCCCACCAGAAGGCUCGCGCCCCCCCGUGGUGAACCCGCAUGGCUUGUCAUCCCCCCUCUCGCGGACCGGGUCGGGGAACUCCUCCGCCUCCUUCGAGGCCACCGCAUCCACCUCCGGCACUAUCUUCCUCCACAACUCACCAACGAGUUUUGUUGGCGGUGGGGUCGGGGUGAGCAACAGCCUGCACGACAUGCUGAUGCUUGGCACGCUACGGGGCAGCAGAGGCGAUGUCAGCUCAUACAGCAACGUUGCGUUGAACUCGCUAAGCGGGUCCAGCAACAGCAGCAGCGGUGACGGGAAUGGCGAGGGGGGAGGAGGGAGCGAUGCGGUGAACGUGCGGUCGGGCUUUUCCAGCCCCGCCGCCCCCACCGCCUUCCUCUCCUCCUCCAUGAAUAGCAGCAGCAGCGGCGGCAACAACAAUAACACCAACGGCAGGGCGCCGACGGCGGGGGGUAGUGCAGGCCACGGCAGCCCGAGUCGUGUGCCUCGCCUGUACGCACUGCCCUCCACCUUACUCGCGCGCCUUCGCAGUCAGCUCCUGCGUGAGGGACGUCCGCCGGGUGGCGAGACAGCGAAGCGAGGCAGCGGUGGCGAUGGGCAUCAUCCCACUACUACUAAUAAUAAUAGCAGCAGCAGCAGCCACCGUGAAGGAGGGGGUGGGGGCGGCGUCGAAGUCCAAACGUGUCCCUCGGGUGACCGCCGAAGAUCCGCCGUCCCGCCGCUCGUGUCGAUGCUGAGGGUUGUCGCCUCCCCGUCUUCGAACAGAGACGGCUCCAUCACGUCCUUCGACGGCGCGGCGACGUCAGCUUCUUCCACCACGUCCACGACUCCAACGCGUGGGGCAGCAGCAGCAUCCACGUGCAUCACCGCAGAGUCCCCCGCAACCCCAGCAGCACCGGAGAAGGUGCAGGAAGGCGACACGGUGGACGCCGACAACAGUCACAACUACCACUACUCCCUCGCGCUGCCUCACACGUCUCAAGCACAGCCUUCACGUUCAGUACCACCGUCGCCGUCACAGCACCAGCAGCAGCAGCAGCUACAGCCGCCGUCGACGCAAGGAAUCCCACUUCCACAGCGACUUUCGCCGACCGGCUCGCUCCAUCUCGAGAGCAGCGGCGGCAGCGCAGCACCGACGUCGCCGUGGCCGUUGCCGCCGCCCUCUCCGAUUCCACCUCCGCCUCCGGCAGCUGCGCAGCGUGGUGCUGCUGCCGCUGCUGCUUCGAAGGGUAACGGGCCUCCGUAUUUAUCCACUGAUUUCACCCCUUCCCAGGCGUCCAUCGGCGAAGGCUGGGCGGCGCAUCACGCACCUCCACAACAACCACAACUCAGCGGUGGCUCGAGUGCUCGUAGCGAGAGUGGCGGUGGUGAUGGCGGUGCCGCCGCUGCGGGGGGCAGCCCCUCCUCCCCGCCCACACCUGCGGCGCUCAGCCCGUCCGGCUCCUCCAUCGCGUCUGCGCUGAACGCCCUGUCUGCCCAAUCGGUGAAGGCCCCAUUUAUUAAGGUGCAGCGAGAAGAGGUAGCGGCGGAUGCGGUGCCGGACUUGGACUCGAGCGCGUGCAUCAGCGAAGCUCGCCGUGUUGCCGCCGCCGCAGCUGCUGCUACUGUGGGAGCAGAGCCGUCGACGAAAGGCGCUGGAAACAGCUCUUCCAGUCAUCGCAGAGGCAGCCGUGAGGAGGGCGUUCCGCAGCAGGAGGUACAUCACGAUCCGUCGGACGCGACCGGCAUGCCGCCCGGCUCUUCGUCGAUGGACGCUGCGCCGCAAAGACACGACAGAUGCAACGCGCUGACCGUUACCGCUGAAGAAGGUUGUCAUGCCGACGGUUUGGCUGCUCCGCGCGACGGUGCCGGCGACAACCGGGAAGGCGACCGCGACGGUGACUUUGUCGCCAGCACGACGGUGUCAACGCACACGUCGUACACCGACGGCACCGGCACAGGGCUGCUGCAUCGUGUGCCAUCACCGCCGCCGCAUCCCCUUCCUCCUUUCUCGAUACCGACACUGCUGAUCUCCCCAUCCGGCGUGCUCACUGCAGAGGAGGACGUGACGGGGACGCUGUCGCUGCCCACGAUGUACGAGUCUGCGGCGGCGUCGACGGUGGUGCUGCCGGAGCUGGUGAUGCUGCACGGCAGUCUGUCAGGCUCCCAAAGCAGCAGCGCGACCCCGCGCGGUGCUGCUGUUUAUGGCAGUGGUGGAGGUAGCGGCACCCCUCGCGCAAACAUCGGAGCUACGACAAAAUCUACCACACCUACUUCUGCUGCUGCUGCGUCCAUCAGCGCUGCUGCCACGACUACUCCUGCGACUUCUUCUGCGUCUGCUGGGGGAGUCUCGCGUGAGAACGGCAUGGCAGAGCCGGCGAUGCUGACCGCCACAGCCGCCACCGUCACCGCGAACACGACGGGGACUGCGACACCCGUGGCGCAUCAAGAUCUCAUCUUGCGGUUGUCGUCGCGGGGUGACGAGCUGGGCUGUGCGGCACCGCUGGGCAGCCUCAGCGAGCAGACGAACGCGCUCGCCGACGUGAGCGUCAGCCGGGAAUCCAGCUCUCUGCUUGCGUCCUCCUCCUUGCCCCAACAGCCGCAGCUGUCACCAUCGACGUCGACGCCGCAUUCUUCGCCGCGUGUACCGCCGGAGCCGAACAACAGCUUCAGCGGUGCGGUCAGCGGACACGACCGUCAGGACGCUGCGUCCCGAACGGGCCGAGGGGUCGACUUGAGCAGAUAUACGUGGCCGUCUUCUCCUCAGCGACACACCGACGUGCCCACGCCGCAGACGGAGGCAUCUGUUCUUUACCUGUCGCUGUGGCAGCAGCAGCAGCAACAGCAUCAGUGGUCGUUGUCCGCUACGCCUUGCGCAGAGCACGCCGCCGGAUCGUCGGCACCGCUGUUGUCACCGCUGUCGCUCGACGCCGGUCACGACGCCCUGCUCCUGCCUUUCACACAUCCGCCGCAGCCAACUCCGCCGUUUGUGUCGUCGCCGCCGCAUACAACCUCCACCGCGGCAGACACACCCGCGCGAGCUUUUGAAGGCAGCGAGGUGGACAGUAGUGCGGAGUCCGUGGGGACGUGGUCGGCGUCGUCCCCAUUCCAUUCUUCCACAAAGUGCGCUGUCUGCGCGGGGAUGACCACCGCCGUCCUCACGGCUGAAUGUGAAAGGGCCGCGUCGGCGUCCUGCAAGCCACACGCGCUCGACGCGAGCACGCAGACGCCGCACCCCACACCACCACCACCACCACUACACCACCAGAUGCAGGAAUCCUCGGAUGCCUCUCCGCUGCACGACUCUGCCGGUGUGGAGCCGUCCUCUUCACCAAUGAAGCGGAGGCACACCUUUGGUCCAACCCAUCCUCCGCCGUCGCAUCCAACGGAGCCCUCCACGGCAUCUCCCUGCAAGGCGGCCACGUCCAUCACUCCUUCGCCUGUGCUUCUUGCUGCUUCCGGUACUCUAGCUGCAUCCUUGGCUGGUGAUGGAGGCAGUGGUGAUGCUGCUGCUGCCGCCGCCUCCACGGAGGAGGGCGUCUCCGCUGCUCCGCCGCUGUCGCCCUCGUUGCCGCGCCGCACGUGCACCUCCUCUUCGUCGCUGCCGCUGCAGAACUCUAAUUCAACUUCCAGUCACCAAGACGACGACGUAACGAUGAUUAUGCGGCGCAGCAGCAGCAGCAGCAGCGAUGACGAUGAUGAUGCGCCUCUGCGGCUUCCACAACGAGAGAGCCUGAGCCACCGCAGCAGUCCGGUCAGCCCUCUGCACCUGCGCCUUCUCAUGGCGAAAGAGGAGGAGCACGGGGAGCACGAGGAGGCCGAGGAGGCCGAUCUUUUCCAACCCGAGCGGCUGUCGAACCUACACCGUCGUCCCCGCGCGGAUUAUCUGGAGGAAGCAGCCGCCGCAGCGGCUGCGGUGAAAGGAGAGAGGGAGACACAGGACGAGAGAGAGGAGGAAGAAGCGCACGACGAUGCAGCGGCGCAGGCUGCGACGACGGCGGCCACGGUGGAGGAGGAAAGCAGCGGCAGCAGCGGCAGCAGUGGCGGUGGUGUCGAAGCAGCAGAGCCAUGUGGCGGCUUAUGCGAGGACCAGCCACAAUCUGCAGAUCCGCCACAACCACCACCACCACCACAUCGACAGCAACGAGAGCAGCAAGAAAGAGGAGUACCGGUCCUCACCGACGUAACCGGCCGGACGAGCCCAGCAGCGUGCGUGGCGAAGCACGACAGCAGCGCCACCGUGUCCCCUCCGCUAGAGACGGGCCAUGACUAUUCUGACGCCACCGCUAUCCCCAACAACAGCGGCGGGAGCACCAUGGUCGGUCACCCGACCCCCAACAACACCAUUACCCCUCCACCUCUCUCGCCGCCGUUGCAGCAGCAGCAGCAGCAGUCUUCACCGGUCCUGCAGCACUCCGCCAGCUUGUUCAACAACAGCUCCUCUGCGGUGUCCCUCGGCAACGCCUCCAACACCGCCAGCGGCACCUUCAACACCACGAGCAGCGCGACGAAUACAGUGAGUACCACGUUGAUGGCCGGCAUGUUCUCGACCGUGAACUCGGCCGUUUCCACCGUGACGACGACGAUCGGCAGCGCUGCGACGACGACCACCACCACGACGAACCUCACCAGCCCCCUAACCGGGUUCGCAUCAUCGUCGGAGGGGGGAGCGGCGGCGAGUGCCACACACACCGCCGCAGCAGGCGGCGGCGGCGGCGGCGGCGGCGCUACGACGGCGGGCCCUCCACCGCCCCUGCACCCGCUUCCCCUCCCCUCUGCUCUCACCUCGACCACCACGACGGCGAUCAACACCACCACCACGGGCAGCUUAUCAUCGUAUUUGUUUUCUUCUUCAUCCCCGGCGGGCACCGCCACGUCGACCAUCAACGCGGCCGCCACAAUCACCGGCGCGACGACCACCACGUCAUCGCUCUUCGACACGCAUAGCGCGACCGUCACACUCAGCAGUGCCUCCGUCAGCCGCAUCUUCGAUCGCUCGAGCUCCCCCCGGGGCUUGUCGACCUCACCGAUGAAGGCCUUUCCGGCUGCCCUUCCGCCUUCCCCCCCACCGCGCAUCUCACCACGGCAGGAGCGGCAGACAGGUGAGGAGAGCGAGAGCGCCGACAGCGUAGCAGGGGCGGAUGGCGCGAGUGGCGACGGUGGGAAUGGUAGUAGAGUGGGCCCGCCGUGGCUUGAAUUACCGGCAGCCGCAGCACCUCCAGCGGAAGCAGCAACCACAAAAAAAAACGCCUCCGUUGAAGCCGCGACCACCACCGCAUCACCGAAGAUGACGGUGCUCGGUCGACUGCCUCCGCUGCCGGCGUUGUCGCCCUUUCAGAACUACCCGUUCCUAUUGCCGCGGGAGUCCUCGUACGAUCCUGAUUAUGAAGCGGAUGAUGACGAGGAGGAGGAGGAGGAGGACGAUGGUGGUGGUGGUGGUGCACCGGCGGUGCGAGCGGUGGGGGACAGCGACGAAGAGGAGGAAGAUCACCACAGCGACGACGACGACGACGGCGGCGCCACACUCAGCGCCACAUCGGUGGGUCGUCCGCGUGGCAGUGCGAAGGGUAUGCGGAGGGAGACGCAGCUGGACGCCACUGUGGCGGCGGAGGGCGUGAAGAACGUUGAUCUGACACAAGAGGAACCAGCAGGAAGAUCAGCGUCCUCUGUGGUGCUGUUGGACGCGGUCGCAGGAGCAGCGGGGGAGGCUGCUGUUGCGGCGGCGGUGGUGGCGACGGGAGAUGCGGCGCGAGAGGCGAAAGAAAGAGAGGAAGAUGAUGUUCAAACAGAUCGAGGCCACCGAAGUCCCCCAUCUCCGUCGCCGCCGACACACCCGCUGUCCGAUGCUGCGGCAACGACCGCGAGCUCCGUCUCACGCAAGGCGUCGCAGCGCAGGGAGAGCCCGGGAUCCGCACCGGACACCGCCGCUCCUACACCCACGUCGCUGAACGUGGCGAUGAAAGACGACGGCGGCGACGGCAACAUCAUCAGCAGCACGACCAGCCGCCACCAGAGUCACAGGGUGCAGGCCAACGAUGACGACGACGAGGAGGCGGAGGGGAAGCGUUCACUGGACAGCGACGAGGGAUCAUUGGUGUGUGUUGCGGAUCUGCACCACCGCUUUCGCUGCUCUCCAUCGUCCCCGCUUCAGCCCAGCCCUUACCAUCUGACCUCCACGAUGACCAUGCUGCCCAUCUCUACGGUGCUACGAAGCACCGGCACGGCAGGCGGUGAUGGCGGUGGUAGCAGUGGUGGCUCGAGCCCCAAUCGCGGCGUCCCGUGCGUCGUCGUGCCUCGCCUGCCGUCCCCACUUCUAUCCUCCUCUCCGCGUCUGCACCUCGUCGCGUCCUCCCGCGCCGUCCUCGUCACCGGCGGCGCCAUCACACGCGCACACGCAGACACAGUUGAAGCACCCGUGCUGCACGACGACACCAGCGGUAGCGGAGAGGCCUCUCCUUUGCCGCACCCUCGACGACGCCGCAGCCACAGCCGCAGCCGCAGCGCGCACUCCGAUUCCCCCCCUCGCGGACUUGCCGAGCCGAGCGCCAAUGCCUCCGAUGCACCGCAGAAACCUCACAAGCACAACGAUGACGAACUGCAGCAGCAACCGCAGCAGCAACACCCCGGCGAGCCUGUCCGGCGCAGCCUUGCGGGGGACGGCAACAUCUUGAGUGUCAGCAGCUGCUUUGCGAGUCCUGCGGGCCCCUCCACGGUGCGCUCGAGCUUUACAAACGAUGUGGAUCUCUCCGACAUGUCGGUCGUCGUCCGCAGUCGGUCCGUGCAGAGUCAAGAGAGCAACGAGAUGCGUCUUAGCGCCUACUCCCCCGAGAGCACCGCCCUGUCGGGGCAGCCGCGGCGCCUCAUGCUGUUCCCGCGCCUUUCCCCGCCAUCGCAGGCCGCCUCAGCCGGCGAGCUACGCGUCGGCGCUUUUCCAUUACGGAGUACGAGCGCAAGCAGUCGGGCGAACACCGUCGCAGCGGCCGUUGCGGCGGUAGCGGCCUCCACGGCAUCCCGCACCGCACUGGCCACCGCAUCGCCGAGCGACUCACAUUUCAUCCCUGCUAGGAGAGCAGGUGCAGGCGCGACGGCCACGACGGCAGCCACGGCGGUCUCUCCGACGUUGCCCUCAGUGAGCGCCGCGGACGUGGCCAUGCAUCGGUCUCCCGUCGCCGCCCCGUCGGACGUGUCUGCACCGCUGCUGCCGUUGUCUCCUGCUGCCUCGACGUCCUCGUCGAUCGGAUCACCGCCGCCGCUGCCAGAGAACGUGACGGCGGUGCUGCGGGCAUCGAGUGGGGGCGUGGACAAGAACACUUACAGCAGCAGCAGCAGCAGCAGCACCAAUGUAGCGGAACGACGCGGUGAACCGGUGCUGAGUGCAUCAACGGCAAACGCAAUGGAAAGAGAUACGGCAACAGCAACAACAGCGGCGAGGGGGUCGCCACUUCCGCGGCGGGGCUCUCAUGAUCAAAACGAUAACGACGACGAGGAGGACGGUCUGGCUGGCGAGCGAGCCGCGGCCACGACGGUCUCAGCGAGCACGGGCGACGCGGCUCGGCACAUGAACUCCCCUGUGAUGGCCACGCAGUCUCAACCCUACGAAGGCGAAAGCGAAGGUGCAAACGUAGAUGCCGUUGCGGAUGCAGAGGCGCACACAACCAGCUCUCACUCUUCUCCUUCUUCGUUCGUCCAUCACGCCGCUGUCGCUGCUGCGGCAGAGGCGAGGUCGAUGACAACCGGUCUCACGCCCAGAGAGGGACGAGGUGCGGAGGGCGAAGCGGGCAAGGAGACGGCCCGGGAUGCGUCCACGCCGUCGUGGCCGACGCACACCACCGCCCUCCCGCGCCCCCGCCCUCUGAUGGUUCCCUACUACCUGGCUCAGUGCGAGGACGGCCUGGGCGAUGUGGCCGGCUGUCGCACUGGCUGGCACGCCACGACCUCUGCCUUUUUCCCCGUCACCACGACCACGACCACCACGUCCUCGUCAUCCACAUUGCCCAGCAGUCGUCGAUACACGGCCAUUACUACGCGCACGUACGGCAGUGGAUCCUCCAGUCUGUACACGGCGGUCUCCGCCCUGGCACGACGACGGGCGUUGGUGCGUGCGAGCUACGAGCGUGCAGGAGGCGUUCCGGCCGCUGACGCCGCAUCCGUCGCAUCAGCCGCGUCAGCGACAGCGUUGCAGGCGGAAGGAAGCAGCGGCAUCAUCAGAAGCGGGGUGAUGGCGACAGCAGCAGCAGCAGCAGCAGCGCCGCCGUCGUCUCUGCCCGCCCCAUCGACGCGCACGCCUGUGCACUCUACUGAGAUGGUAGAGGAGGACAACAAAUAUGAAACUAAUAGAGGCAACAAUGCGGAUGCGGAUGGUGCAGGGCCGACACUUCCACAUGCCCAUUCCUAUCGAGUCGCAGACACACAUGCAGGGAGGAGCGUCGCGCUUUCUUCCUCUGGUCCGAGUGGGGCAGCUCGACGGUCCGCAACGGUCGCCGGUGGUGCAUCGGCGGGCAGCGCAUCGCGAGACAGCGAUGCGCGACUGCUGGCACUCAUGCGGCGCACCGUGAACUCUGCGAGGUAG